Molecule: messenger RNA, 653 nt
Organism: Galeopterus variegatus (Sunda flying lemur)
Lineage: Eukaryota; Metazoa; Chordata; Mammalia; Dermoptera; Cynocephalidae
Product: retinoic acid early transcript 1L protein-like
Exons: 3
Biological process (GO): immune response; antigen processing and presentation of endogenous peptide antigen via MHC class I via ER pathway, TAP-independent; antigen processing and presentation of endogenous peptide antigen via MHC class Ib
Cellular component (GO): external side of plasma membrane
Source: RefSeq, a predicted model, not a curated record
ACGCUCACUCCCUUUGCUAUGACUUCACCGUCAAUCUGAAGCCCACACCUGGACAACCGUGGUGUGAAGUUCAAGGCCAGGUGGAUGAAAAGACUUUUCUUUACUAUGGCUGUGGCAACAAUGUCAAGCCCUUGGGUCCCCUGGGGGAGAAGGUGACUAUCACAGAGUCCUGGGAAGAACAGCCUGGAACUCUGCGUGAUGUGGCGGACACGCUCAAACAGCAACUGGCUGGCAUUCAACUGGAGAAUCACACAACCGGGGGGGCAGGUCCUCUCUCCCUGCAGGUCAGGAUGUCCUGUCAGCGUGAAGCCAGUGGACGCACCAGUGGGUCCUGGCAGUUCAGCUUUGAUGGACAGACAUUCCUCCUCUUUGACCCGGGGAACAGAGAGUGGACAGAGGUUCAUCCUGGAGCCAGAUCGACAUGGGAAAAUGACAGAGAUGUGACCGACUUCUUAGUGAGGAUUUCAAUGGGAGACUGCAAGAGGUGGCUUGAGACAUUUUUGGAGCACUGGGAGAAAAUGCUGGAGCCAAUAGCAUCAGAGUGGGUUACAUUGUCACCUGGCUUCCCUCAGCAGCUCUACGAGCUCCUUGAGGACAAGACCCAUCUCCUCUCUCCCUUCCUACCAGGACCUGUCCCAGUGACUGCCACAUAG